AUGACGAGAAUCUUCAGUUUUAAUUUAUAUUUCUAUCUUGUAAUUGUGUUAUCAUUCUAUAUAUCGCAAGUUUUGUCAAAUUCAACGACGAUUCAAAAAAGAGAAAUUAAUGAAGAAAGUGAUGGCACAUUAAGAAUUAUUUCGCGUACUCUCCGUAGCUGUGGAGGAUCACUUGUUUAUUCAAGCUUCGAAGCCACUAUCUCCACGGAUGGAUAUACGACUUACUUUCUCAAAGGAGCUAUCCCCGGGGGGUUAAGUCAGCCUACAGCGCAAUCAACCCUCGCUACCGUAAAUUCUUCCAAAGUGACAUGUCAUUAUUCUCCAUAUACACCUAGCAAGGUUGAAACUGCAUGUGUAAUUGAUAGUGGGUCCGCAAUUACAUUUUAUUUUGGCAGUUACAGUGUUGGAGGUUCUAUGGGAGUACGGGCGUCAUGGGAAUAUAAUUCUACGAUCGUAACAAAUAAGCUUGAAAUGAGUUUUUCUCUAUGGAGUACAGAUUCAGUCAUCCAAGGUUGUGUUAUUGGUUUAGCGACAGCUAGUCCCACAAACUCAAGCUCCACAACCUCAAUCUACUCAACCACAACACAAACCUUCUCAAUCCCCAACGCUUCAGGAUUCCAAAUCUCAUAUAACGCUCUAUUUGCAGUGAUUUUUAUACUAAUAAGCGGCCUCACCAGCUAUACGUUAAUAAAAGGCAACAAUAUACCACAAAUUUCUAAAAAUCUUGAAUCAUCCGCCGUUGAGAAAUUGGCUGUUGAUCGCUCCCAACCACCUUCAGUAUAUGAUAUCUUUCGUGCUGCUCAAUUUUUCGUAACUACCGCUCUGCUUUCUUUAACUCACCUUCCAGAAAGUUACCGGGAUUUAAUAUCUAAGUUUGGUUGGACAAUUGGUUUUCCCAGUUUUAGUGAAUCCCUAUCUAACGUUGUAGAUAACCAGAUACGAAAAGGAAUAUGUAAUAUGUCAAAUCCACCCUCAUCUGGAUUUACAACUUCUGGGAGAAUAAUGAAUAUUCCAGACUACAAUUUAUUUUUUUGCGUGCUUAUUCAAUUCUGCAUUAUAUUAGCAAUUGCACUUGUUAUUACAUUACUCCUCGGGUUGAUUUCACGGUUGUCUAAAUUCUUACAAAAAAAAUGGUCCAUUGUGAAAACAGCGGCGAGCAAUAUUCACUUUUUAGUACUUGGUGGAAUGUUUCGUGUGGUAAGUACUAUUCCAUCUGCUCCUAUUUUAUUACCCUUUAACCCUUUUUGCCGCCUAUCAACUGUCAUUUCACUACGACUGUUGGAUUUAUCGCAUGAUCGGGAUGCAUUUAACGCGCCAGUUCAUACAUUCAUUUAUGGUGCGCUCUAUACUCAAUAUCGAGAUCAUUCGGAGGAGAAACAAGCUUGCCUCUGGUUUUUUGUAUUCACAGUCACCUAUGAUGUCAUUCGAGCAGUUGCCACCGGAGGAGCUCGACAAAGUGGUGUCGUACAAACUUCUUAUAUUGGCGCUGCAAUUUAUUAUUAUUGGAAUUUUAUUACUGGUAGUACUCCUUCAAUUUUUUGA
This is a messenger RNA of Diversispora eburnea, 1542 nucleotides long. The record is from the annotation of a GenBank genome assembly. NCBI's taxonomy places the organism in Eukaryota, Fungi, Glomeromycota, Glomeromycetes, Diversisporales, Diversisporaceae.